AUGGCGCUCGUCGGCGCCGGCGAGAAGUUGGACUCGCACAACCUGCGAGACUUUCUACGAAUCAAGGACGACGAUCGCCGAACCAAUACCUCAACCACCGUCGCAGGAGGCAGCCGCCACAGCUCUUCCAGCAUCACUUUACUCGCCAUCCUCAGCGAGAAGAGAUCUCCGGCGCCGGAACCAGUUCCUCCCACCGACGUGCCGCCGCUGCAGAGUGUUCAGUCGAACCAGACGCUGUUGGACAUAAUCCGAGAGGACCAGACCUCCGGCCCGAGAGACGGGCGGCGGAGCUGGCGGCAGCUGAGGGAAAAGAUCGGCCUCCGCGCCAGAGGCGGCUCCGUCCUUAUCGGAGGCAACCACCGGGAGAUGAUGGUGAUGACUCGUCGGCCUUCGACCCGGCUCGACCCGACCGAUUCAACACUGCCCGGUCCGAGUCCCGGACGCUCGAGCGAAAGAUUCGAGAAUUUGGGCUCACCAGAACGCCACAGGGCGGAGCCACCUGUGAGGAUGUCGUUGAUGGCCCUGCUGGCGGAGAACGAUCGGCAGAUGGGAUUGGAGAGUUCGGCGGGUGACGGCAGAGGGGAGGCGGAGGAGAGCGGAGCGGUAGCCGGCGGCGGAGGGCACAGCGGCUGCUGCGUGUGUAUGGUGAGGCAUAAAGGCGCGGCUUUUAUCCCCUGCGGCCAUACCUUUUGCAGGCUGUGUUCCCGGGAGCUUUGGGUGCAAAGGGGAAAUUGCCCACUCUGCAAUAAUUACAUAUUAGAGAUUCUUGAUAUCUUUUGA
This is a messenger RNA of Striga asiatica, 780 nucleotides long. The record is from the annotation of a GenBank genome assembly. Lineage: Eukaryota; Viridiplantae; Streptophyta; Magnoliopsida; Lamiales; Orobanchaceae.